Funneliformis caledonium is the source of this 188-nucleotide messenger RNA. NCBI's taxonomy places the organism in Eukaryota, Fungi, Glomeromycota, Glomeromycetes, Glomerales, Glomeraceae. The record is from the annotation of a GenBank genome assembly.
AUGUCAUCAACUCAUACGACUCCCAAAAAUGAAUGGGUGAUUGCUAUGCCAAAUAUUUCAGGUAUUGAUCCUAAAAGAUUGACAAGAGAACGAUUAUUAUUUGAAUUGAAAAAUGAAAUAUCAAUGUUAUCAACACCGCUAAAAGAGACGGAUAUUUCCGAAAAUCAAGAAAAUCAAAAUAUUAUAUG